AUGGAGCGCCUCGAUAAAGCAGCGCUAAACGCCCUGCAGCCGCCCAACGUCAGAAAUGAAAGUUCAUUAGCAUCUACCCUGAAGACGCUCCUGUUCUUCACAGCUUUAAUGAUCACCGUACCUAUUGGGUUAUAUUUCACCACGGAGUCUUAUGUUUUUGAAGGCGCCUUUGGGAUGUCCAAUAGGGACAGCUAUUUUUAUGCUGCUACUGUUGAAGUGGUCUCUGUUCACAUGGUGCUGGCUGUCUCUGUCUAUGUGGCCUGGAAUGAAGGCUCACAACAGUGGGGUGAAGGCAAACAGGAUUAA
Molecule: messenger RNA, 306 nt
Organism: Hipposideros armiger (great roundleaf bat)
Lineage: Eukaryota; Metazoa; Chordata; Mammalia; Chiroptera; Hipposideridae
Product: vacuolar ATPase assembly integral membrane protein VMA21-like
Exons: 1
Coding region: 1-306 (101 amino acids)
Biological process (GO): vacuolar proton-transporting V-type ATPase complex assembly
Cellular component (GO): endoplasmic reticulum membrane
Source: RefSeq, a predicted model, not a curated record